UAUCCACGUGGGAGAAACCGGCUGGUUUUGUUUCGUCUUCAACUGGGAAGAGUCAACGGGGCGGGCGUUGUGAAUCAGACUCAGACGAUAGUGACAGUGAAGCAGAGAGUUCAGAAACAAAUUUCAAGAGGAAAGGAGGUAAUGGUGAAGAAUCAGAGGAGGACAAGAAAUCUCCCAGAGCUAAGAAGUUAAGUCCUUACGGGAAGUGGCGAGAAGUUAAGCCAGCAGAAACCGGUGACAAAAAGGAGAGUACAUCAGCUUCCCCGGAAACCUCUGGUGAUGAACCUAAGACCAAGCCUCAUGGAAAAUGGAAAGCGCUUAAAGAAGUAGAAAAAGAAGAAGAAGUAGAAGAACAACCAAGUGACAAAGUGGACCUGGAGCUUCCAAGUACCGAGAGUGACAGUCAGCCACCCCCCGUGCUAGAGGUGCCAGAAGAUGCGACCGUGAUAUUUAAGGAGAAGACGGUCACCUCCCUUGGAGACCUGACAGAAGGGGUACCAACCUUUAAAAAGAGGAAAUUUGAAAAUGGAAAAUCUAGAAACUUAAGACAAAGACUAAGUGAUCAGUAA
This is a messenger RNA of Eurypyga helias (sunbittern), 569 nucleotides long. RefSeq names its product WW domain-binding protein 4-like. Lineage: Eukaryota; Metazoa; Chordata; Aves; Eurypygiformes; Eurypygidae. The transcript is spliced from 3 exons. The annotation marks the transcript as partial. Gene Ontology annotation, molecular function: RNA binding. Gene Ontology annotation, cellular component: precatalytic spliceosome. The record is from RefSeq and is a predicted model, not a curated record. Gene Ontology annotation, biological process: mRNA splicing, via spliceosome.